AUGGAACGCGGACUGCCCAAUGAUGCAGCUAAUCAUAUGCUCUCUUUUGGUCGAGGUAGACCACAUCCACCGCUACUGCCGGACCGCGAGGACUAUGUCGUCGAUUUUGACGGGCCAGAUGACCCGGCUUUUCCUCAGAACUGGCCGAUGCGCACUAGGCUGUAUAUCAGCGUCAUGCUUGCAUUCACCUGCAUCAGCUCGACCUUCGACUCCGCCGUUUUUAGUCCAUCCAUGAGCGCAGUGGCCAAGGAAUUCCAUGUCAGUGUCGAAGUGGCGGCUUUGGCAAGCUCAGUCUACAUUGCUGGCUAUGCGUUUGGCCCUCUAGUCUGGGCUCCUCUGUCUGAGCGCCAUGGUCGCCGGCUCCCUAUCGUCGUGGCUAUGCUGGGCUUCGGUAUUUUCAAUACGGCUGUUGCUGUGUCCAAAGACCUCCAGACCCUGAUAAUUUGUCGCUUCUUUUGUGGUGUAUUCGGUAGCAGUCCGCUCAUCAAUGUUGCCGCUAUCUUCGCUGAUAUGUAUGACAAUUCGACACGUGGGAUCGCUAUUGCCCUCUUUUCUAAUACUGUCUUCCUGGGCCCGCUAGUUGCAUCCUGUGUUGGAGGGUUUAUAAACAAGUCAUAUCUUGGCUGGAGAUGGACUGCUUAUAUACCCUCAUUUAUGGGAUACACAACAUGUAUUCUUAAUCUGCUAUUUCUCAAGGAAACCUAUGCGCCACAAAUUCUGACUUCAAAAGCAAUCAAAAUGCGCCAAAUUACCGGCAAUUGGGGUAUCCAUGCGAAACAGGAGCAGGUCGAACUUACUCCACAUGAUUUGGUUGUCAACAACCUAGGGCGGCCACUGCAAAUGCUUUUCAAAGAGCCGCUUAUUAUAGCUGUCACGAUUUACCUCAGCUUUGUUUACGGCUUACUCUACUGCUUUUUAUCUGCUUACAGUAGCAUCUUUCAAGGUGUCUAUGCCAUGUCUCCCGGUGUCAGCGGGCUUCCGAUGCUGUCCAAUGUCGUGGGCCUGCUCGCUGCAACGGUUUACAUGGUCUACGUGAAUAAGACCUACAACGCCAAGCUAAAGGCCAACAACAAUAUCCCUAUUCCAGAGUGGCGACUACCGCCAGCAAUUGUGGGCGGCGUUCUAUUUUCCGCAGGGCUCUUCUGGCUCGGCUGGACUGGGUUCACGGACACCAUCCAUUGGAUCGUCCCGACCCUGAGCGGUCUCUUCACAGGUGCCGGUUUGCUCAUGAUUUUCAUUCAAUUGUUCAACUACCUUAUUGAUACAUAUCUCGCCUACGCUGCAUCUGCGUUAGCAGCAAACACCUUCUGCCGCUCGCUCGUGGCAGCAGGGUUCCCGCUCUUUUCGUCGCAGAUGUUUGCCAAUAUGGGCAUUCAGUGGGCGGGCACACUGUUGGGCUGUUUAGCUGUGGCCCUGGUACCGAUUUCUCUGGCAUUCCUGCUUUAUGGAAAGCGUCUGCGGUUAAGAAGCCAGUUUGCCCCAGUACUGGACAAGGAGUCGUAA
This is a messenger RNA of Aspergillus tubingensis, 1503 nucleotides long. Its product is annotated as MFS transporter. The transcript is spliced from 3 exons. Gene Ontology annotation, molecular function: transmembrane transporter activity. Lineage: Eukaryota; Fungi; Ascomycota; Eurotiomycetes; Eurotiales; Aspergillaceae. Gene Ontology annotation, biological process: transmembrane transport. Bases 1 to 1503 code for a protein of 500 amino acids. The record is from RefSeq and is a predicted model, not a curated record.